CUUUGAGUCGCAAUCGAUAGCUGGCAGUGUCAAAGCAAACUCAAAAAAAUCAAAAACCGUAACGAACUCUUCCUUCCGAGUUCCGAGUUGGGCGACUCAGCACCGAUGGACGAGUCGGGUUCAGCCUCCUCUCCAACGCGGCCGGUGACAAUCGAGGGCGGCGAGUGCGACGCGGCGUUGUCGAAGUCGCGGGUGCUGACGCGGGAGGAGGUGCUCCGGCGGCGGCUCCGGCGAGUGAGGCAGCUGGGGCGGUGCUACCGGGCCCACUACUGGGCCCUGAUGGAGGAGCUGAGGUCAAAGUACAGAGACUACUGCUGGACCUAUGGCAAAAGCCCCUUCAAGGAGGAUCACGAUGACAACAACAACAACAACGACCAAAACGGCGUCGUUUCUGGUGGUGACGAUAUCGUCCGGUGUCGUUUUAGCGGUUGCAAGACCAAGGCCAUGGCUUUGACGAAUUACUGUCAUGCGCAUAUAUUGGGCGAUUCAAAACAGAAGCUUUACCAGGGAUGCAAAGCCGUUGCCAAAAAUUUGCCAACAGGACCUUCUUUUUGUAAUAAGCCAGUAUUGAGGUCCAUGGUUCCUCCUGCAUGCCCCUCUCAUUUUCAAUUUGGUGAAAGGUGUUUAGCUCGUGCAUUGAGAAGGGCAGGGUUAGGGACUGCUAUCGCCACUACUCGUAAGCCUAAUGUGAAGCUACAUGUAAUAGCUUCUGAAUUUGUCCGCCAAAUUCAAAAUAAACGAAAGCUUGCAUUGAAGAAAACUGCUCCUAAAGUUGAGACUGAACAAGAAACAAAACUUAUCUGCUGAUUUUAGAAUAUAAUAUUGAAUUCCUAAAGAUUUUGCAGUAUAUAGAAUGAAUAUUUUCAUAAUCUGAAAAAUAGGAUUAUGAUUUAAUUGAAGCAUUAUUAGAUGCCAAGGAAAAAACAGUACCUUCUACACAUGCAUGUUUGUAAUUCUUUUGUCACUAUCGCUUUCUUAGUCAUAUUCAAUGAGCAGCAUCACAAUAUAUUCAAUUUUUGUUUU
Glycine soja is the source of this 1023-nucleotide messenger RNA. Its product is annotated as INO80 complex subunit D-like. The record is from RefSeq and is a predicted model, not a curated record. The transcript is spliced from 2 exons. Lineage: Eukaryota; Viridiplantae; Streptophyta; Magnoliopsida; Fabales; Fabaceae. Gene Ontology annotation, cellular component: NSL complex. The coding region runs from base 106 to 807 and encodes 233 amino acids.